Molecule: messenger RNA, 1608 nt
Organism: Vicugna pacos (alpaca)
Lineage: Eukaryota; Metazoa; Chordata; Mammalia; Artiodactyla; Camelidae
Gene: NTMT1
Product: N-terminal Xaa-Pro-Lys N-methyltransferase 1
Cellular component (GO): cytoplasm
Molecular function (GO): N-terminal protein N-methyltransferase activity
Source: RefSeq, a predicted model, not a curated record
UAAGCGGACAAAGGCGGCGCCAGCCGCGAGGUGUCGCUUUUGGCCGAGGUCUGACGGAGCUGGUUGUGGGUUUGUGGGGUCUUCGCCUCCGCCGCCCUCCCUUCCUCUUUCUGGUCCUCUUCUCCCGCGUCCCGGGAGCCCCCGCCCGGGCUCCCCCCGCAGCAAGUCCCUCUCCCGUUCUGAGCCUCAGUUUCCCCUGUGAGAAACGAAGGAGGCGCCACUGCUGAAUUUGGUGCCUGAGCAGAGACGUGGUUGGUGACAGCAUGACGAGUGAGGUGAUCGAAGAUGAGAAACAAUUCUAUUCCAAGGCCAAGACGUACUGGAAGGAGGUCCCACCCACCGUGGACGGCAUGCUCGGGGGGUAUGGCCACAUCUCCAGCAUCGACAUCAACAGCUCCCGGAAGUUCCUGCAGAGGUUCCUGAGGGAAGGCCCGAACAAGACAGGAACCUCGUGUGCCCUGGACUGCGGAGCUGGCAUCGGGAGAAUCACCAAGCGGCUGCUCUUGCCUCUCUUCGCGGUGGUGGACAUGGUGGACGUGACAGAGGACUUUCUGGUCAAGGCUAAGACCUACCUGGGGGAGGAGGGCAAGAGAGUGAGGAACUACUUCUGCUGUGGGCUCCAGGACUUCAGCCCAGAGCCCAGCUCUUACGACGUCAUCUGGAUCCAGUGGGUAAUAGGCCACCUGACCGAUCAGCACCUGGCCGAGUUUCUGCGGCGCUGCAAGCGGGGCCUCCGCCCCAACGGCAUCAUCGUCAUCAAAGACAACAUGGCCCAGGAGGGCGUCAUCCUGGACGACGUGGACAGCAGCGUGUGCCGGGACCUCGACGUGGUCCACAGGAUCAUCCGCAGCGCGGGCCUCAGCCUCCUGGCCCAGGAGCGGCAGGAGAACCUCCCAGACGAGAUCUACCACGUGUACAGCUUAGCCCUGAGAUGAGCAGGGGCUGGCAGGAGAGCGGGACCAGUGUGGGCGGGGGGAGCCAGCAGCAGGCAAGGUCCAGAACUCCAUGUGGAUGGUUCGGGAGUGUUGAGUGAGGCCACUAAAUACACCUGUCUGCCGUCCACUCACUAUACAGACUCUUCUUACAGAGGCACGGUGGGACCCCGCGGGGAGGGGUGCCACUGAGUGGGGCGGUGAGGCGGGAGCCUGGCUCUGCUGCUGUGAGAGGUGGGGGUUGGGGAGGGCCCUGGUGCUCCCCAUGUGGGAACCUGGCGACCCCAGCAGAAGCAGAGAUUCCCUGAUCUCCAGUAAUGCCACCUGGCCUUCCUGCCACUGGCUUGGCUGCCUUAAGAGGAAGAGAAUAACCCUUAACUCUGCUGUUGAGGACUUUGCCUCGGGGGAGGAGGGGCUGGGCUGGUGGGACCUGCGGCUUUCUGAGCCCCCCGGCUGCCUUGAGCCCACAUGGUGCCUGUCGUAUCGGGCAGCUGGUGGGAUGUCCACGUUCUGAGUCCUGUUUAGAGAUAGGCCCUGGUGUCCUCACUGUGAUCACUGCCGUGGCCUGCAGCAAGGGGAGGGGCCCGGAGCCUCACUCGGCUGCGCCUUGUGGCUCCUCCUUGGUGGGCAUUUUCAUUAAAAAUAAAAGGGAGACACCUUGUAUGUGACAUCCCUA